This is a messenger RNA of Candidula unifasciata, 1053 nucleotides long. The record is from the annotation of a GenBank genome assembly. NCBI's taxonomy places the organism in Eukaryota, Metazoa, Mollusca, Gastropoda, Stylommatophora, Geomitridae.
CACAUAAUUAAAUAUCACAGGUCAGCAAAGGCCAACAAGAAGCAGAUCAACACGCCCAAAAAUAUGGUGAAGUCAUUGUUGCACCAGAUACUUGCUGGCAUCCACUACCUGCACAGCAACUGGGUGCUGCACCGAGAUCUGAAGCCGGCAAACAUUCUGGUCAUGGGUGAAGGUCCUGAGAGGGGAAGAGUCAAGAUAGCCGAUAUGGGGUUUGCCAGAUUGUUUAACUCCCCGCUGAAACCUUUAGCUGACCUUGACCCAGUUGUGGUGACCUUUUGGUACAGAGCUCCUGAGUUGUUGCUAGCAGCCAGGCACUACACCAAGGCAAUAGAUAUCUGGGCCAUUGGGUGUAUAUUUGCUGAGCUGCUGACGUCAGAGCCCAUAUUUCACUGCAGGCAGGAGGACAUCAAGACCAGCAACCCAUACCACCAUGACCAAUUGGACAGAAUCUUCAAUGUCAUGGGUUUUCCUUUAGACAAGGACUGGGAGGACAUCCGGAAAAUGCCAGAGCAUCAGCAGCUGAUGAGGGACUUCAAACGAUCCAGCUACGUCAACUGUAACCUGAUGAAGUACAUGGAGAAACAUAAAGUCAAGGCAGACAGCAAAGCUUUUCACCUGCUGCAGAAGCUUCUGACCAUGGACCCCACAAAAAGAAUCUCCUCGGAGCAGGCCAUCAAAGACCCGUACUUCACCGCUGAAGAGCCACCACCUUGUUCAGAUGUUUUUGAGGGAGGACCUAUACCUUACCCUAAAAGAGAAUUUAUUUCUGACGAUGACAACGAGGAUAAAUCAGAUACAAACAAACAACAGCAGACAGCAGGAGCUGCAGGAGGCGCAGGAAACAACCAGGGGUCCGAACACAACCAACCACCUGCCAAGCGGCCACGCCUGGCAACAAAUUCCAGCACCAACUCAAUGGUCUCUGCUGAAUAUCAGCAUGUGCACAACAUCCAGGGUGGAGCCAGCAACCAGCAACAGGGCAUGAACUACCAGACGGGCAGCAACUCCCAGCAGACGUCAGCCUCCUCCACAUUCGCCUCCCGUAUGAUAUGA